Molecule: messenger RNA, 2043 nt
Organism: Linum trigynum
Lineage: Eukaryota; Viridiplantae; Streptophyta; Magnoliopsida; Malpighiales; Linaceae
Source: the annotation of a GenBank genome assembly
CAAGUACAGCAGCAAGAUAACAUAGUUCCAUUUACGACUUGCAUCUAUUUAUGGCCUUCUCCAUGAUCCUCCAUCCUUCGUCGUCGUCUUCCUGCUCCUCAUUCGGUGGCAAAAGCUCCAUAAGCCGCCAUGGCGAUCAGAAACCAGUGCUUCAAUGCUGCCUGGAGGAAAAACAUGCCCAGAAGCUGAAGGAGGCAAAGCAUUUGUUCACGAAGAGGAAGCAAUCUCGUCCUGUAGAGAGCUUAGUAAUGGUCGAUGCCGUCCAGCGACUUGGCAUCGACCACCAUUUCCAGGAAGACAUCGAAGCUGUUCUUGACGAUGAGUUCAUCAGCAGCCGAGAAGAUGGUCUUUCCGAGGUUUCCUUGAGCUUUCGAUUGUUAAGGCAACAAGGUCAUGCCAUCACCUCUGAUGUGUUCAACAAGUUCAAGAAUCGGGAAGGGAAGUUCGUGUCGAGGUUAGGACAUCAGAACGUGGAGGCACUAAUGCAACUCUACGAGGCUUCCCAAUGGGUCACCCCCGGGGAAGAAAUACUGCACGAAGCUGGGGAAUUUAGCGCCCGCCGGCUGCGUUCAUGGUUAGGUGGCGACCGGUGGUCGCAAUAUGAUCCCAUGGGACAUUUAGCGACGAGGGAGUUGGUCGCUAAUACGCUGAAGCAUCCUUACCACAGGAGCAUACCGAGGCUGGCGAUUAAAGACUACCUGAGUAGUUUCAGGGGAACAUUAAUCACAAACAAGGAGCAGGGUUACUUUGUGGAGACUCUCAAGGAUCUGGCGAUGUUGGAUUGCAAAAUGAACCAGGUGGUUCAUCAGAAAGAACUUGGCCAGCUUUCCAGGUGGUGGGACGAGGUUGGUUUGGCAGCGAAUGUUGGGAGAGAUCAGCUGUUGGUUAAAGCCAGCGCGUGGCCAAUGGCAACCCUAGCAGGAUCUGAAUUCUCUGAGCACAGGGUAGAUCUUGCCAAAAUCAUCGCCUUAGUUUACCUCAUUGACGACAUCUUCGACACCUAUGGAUCGCUGGAAGAGCUCACCCUCUUCACAGAAGCUGUUACUAGAUGGGACACUGAAACGGUAGAUAAAUUACCAGAGUGCAUGAGGACGUGCUUCAUGGCCGUCUAUCAUACGACUAAUCAGAUCGGAUACCAAGUGUACAGAAAACAUGGAUGGAAUCCGAUGCAUUCGCUUAAACAGGCGUGGGCAAAAUUGUUCGAAGCAUUUCUAGUGGAAGCGAAGUGGCUGAGAACGGAAGAGUGUCCAAAGUCAGACGACUACCUCGAGACUGGAAUCGUGACUUCUGGAGUGCCAUUGCUGCUGGUUCACUUCUUCUUCAUGUUGGGCUUGGGCCUAACGGAACAAAACGUGGGCCUCGUGGACAGCGACGAACCGCCGUUGAUAUCAUCCGUUGCCAAAAUUCUGCGCCUGUCCGACGACCUUUCCUCCAUGUACGAGGAACACGUUGGAUACGACGGCUCUUACGUGGAUUGCUACUUGAAGGAGAAUCCUGGUUUGUCGGUCCAUGAAGCCACGAAGCAUGUGAUGGAAAUGAUUGAACACACGUGGCAGCAACUCAACCAUGAGUAUCUGUCUCCGGCGAUACCUUUCCCGACGGCUUUUGCUAGGGCCGUCGUUGUUUCUGCCAAAAUGGUGCCUUUGAUGUAUGAAAAUGGACUUGAUGAUGAUAAGGAGGAGUACUCUAAUAUUGAUAGCCUUCCAAGCCAGCUGCGAGAGUAUCAUAUCCAGCCUGCUUCUGUUUGAAAGCAACUCUCGAGUUAUAUAUAUAUAUAUAGUAUCUUAUAACAAUUCGAAUUAUUGGUACCAAUUGUUUCUUGACAUAAUAUUAGAGUUGGUUUAAUCAUGAUCAUGCAUGUGAUCAAAUUCCCGCGUCCACAAAUCUUAGUAAUUGAUUUGAAUCACAUGGCAUGGCGUGGAUUUGUGCAAAUUUCAUCCCUAUCAGUUGACUUUCGUUUGAAAAAGCGUUUAAGGAAGUGAUUAAGAUCCAUACAUAUGAGCCUCUUUCUACACCUUGGGUUAUUAAAUCAUUUCAUUUAUG